Molecule: messenger RNA, 165 nt
Organism: Laetiporus sulphureus 93-53
Lineage: Eukaryota; Fungi; Basidiomycota; Agaricomycetes; Polyporales; Laetiporaceae
Exons: 1
Source: RefSeq, a predicted model, not a curated record
UCUGAGAAACCUUGGGGACCAUUUCGAACAUGCACAGAUUUUGAGUUUGCUAAGAUUGCUCUAAAUGCUGCACUCAACAAAGAUCAAGUCAAUGCAUUGAUCAAUAUUAUUAAUGCAGUCGCCAGUGGCAAGGCUGAAUUUACCAUAGCCAGUGAUAUGGAGCUU